AUGGCGAAGAUGACCAAUCUUCCAAGGGUUUUGUUAGAGGAUAUUCUCUCCAGGGUUCCGAUGACAUCUAUGAGAGCAGUCCGAUGUACUUGCAAAAAGUGGAACACUUUAUCUAAAAAUGACAACUUUACAAAGCUUCAGUUUACUCAAGCAGCAGCAGGAGCAAGGGAAUGUGAGUUUCUUGCGAUCGUGACGAUGAAUUGUAGUCUUUAUCUGAUGAACAUCAACCUCCACGGAGUUUACAACGACUAUGAUCCUUCUAUAAGGCUUACAGGUACAGUUAUUACCCUCGACGAUUCAGAUCGAGUCGUUAUAUCUCGAAUAUGUCACUGUGAAGGUUUAUUGUUAUGCACAACGGAAGCUUACACGAGUCUCGCGGUUUGGAAUCCGUACUCGGGGCAAACUCGGUGGAUCGGCGUCGAAUCUACAUCUGUUCACCACAUAAAGCUUUGGUAUUCUCAUGCUCUCGGAUACGAAAAGGGCAAAUCUUGCCGCAUCCACAAAAUCCUGAGAUUUGCUCGUCUUGACUCGGAAAGAUCUGUGCACGAAAUCUAUGAUUUUAAUUCUGAUUCAUGGAGGGUUCUUGAUGUCACUCCAGACUGGGAUGUGAAGUAUGAAUCUCAUGGACUGUCCUUGAAAGGAAACACGUACUGGUAUGCUACUGAUAAGCGAUUAGGAGACAGGUUUUUACUCUGCUUUGAUUUUACAAGAGAGCGAUUUGUUCCGCGUCUGUCUCUGCCGUUUAGGUCUUCUUCUGAUGAUGUCGUGACUCUAUCUAGUGUUAGAGAAGAGCAGCUUGCGGUGUUAUAUCAGAACUGUCAUACAUUUGAGAUGGUUGUUUGGGUUACGACUAAGAUUGAUCCCAAUGCUCUGUCCUGGAGCUUGUUUUUGGUGGUUGAUAUGAGACCACUCUCUGGGUUUCGGUUUUAUACUGGUGGGAGUUUCCUCAUUGACGAGGAGAAGACGGUGGUUGUUGUUUUCGAUGAAGAUAAAAAUGUAAAUAAACCUACUCGCAACACAGCUUACAUCAUUGGAGAAAAUGAUUACUACAGAGAAGUGGAUAUAGGAAAGAUUACAACAGGCAAAGAGGGUUUUCCUCAUGCGUGCUCCUAUGUUCCAAGUUCAGUGCAAAUCAACCAACCUGCAUGAUUUGAAAAAC
This is a messenger RNA of Eutrema salsugineum, 1159 nucleotides long. RefSeq names its product putative F-box protein At3g17620. The transcript has a single exon. The coding region runs from base 1 to 1149 and encodes 382 amino acids. The record is from RefSeq and is a predicted model, not a curated record. Gene Ontology annotation, molecular function: protein binding. Lineage: Eukaryota; Viridiplantae; Streptophyta; Magnoliopsida; Brassicales; Brassicaceae.